AUGGACCAACUCGCCGGCAAUGAAAUCAGGAUCAUCGAACUUCUUCCUGGUGAAGAGGGUGCCCCCAUCAGGUGUAAAGCGCGCGUAGAGUUGGAGUCGCGUGAAAUAACGUACGAGGCACUCUCCUACGUCUGGGGUGAUCAUCUGAACCAGGCCACGAUCGAAGUGUCCGGACGAUCAAUACAGGUUACCAAGACCCUGCACGCUGCUCUCUGCCGGCUUCGUUUACCUAAUGAAAGCAGAUCGUUGUGGAUCGACCAGCUGUGCAUUAAUCAAGAUGAUCUGAAAGAAAAAGCAGCCCAGGUGCAGAAGAUGCGAUCCAUCUACUCCAACUGCACACGCUGCCUGGUUUGGUUGGGAGAAGUAGAGGCGCCGUUUGAAAUGCCUGAUACCGUUAAUGCAUUCUCCUUUCUCGAAGAUAUGGCGUCAAGCUUAGGCCCGGCCACCCAAGAUUCCGAGCAGAUUCGGUUGCGCCUUGGGUCAAUGCCUACAUUCCUGUCAGCUAUGAAGGCCCUGAAAAGUAUUUCUAUCCAGGAUUGCCCCUGGUGGCAUCGAGUAUGGACAGUUCAAGAAAGCAUCCUCCCCUCCGACAAAGUUUUCAUCUGGGGUCCUUUGCAAAUAACCUGGGAUACAUUGGUGGAUGCAUCCAAAGCAUGGAUUGAGGGCACUUUCUGGGAUUGGCUCGAUGGUGAAUACUGGCACGUUGCGAUUGACGAAGGCGAUUUGGGCCACUUCAUGGCAAGAAUCAUCUGGAUCCGGAUAGCGAAAGGUGGUGACGAUGAUUUCUUCAAGUCGGUGAUAAGAUGGCGCAGUCGAAAAGCGACAGACCCUUUAGACAACAUAUAUGCGCUAACCGGCCUGCACCCACCAGGCGAAUUUCCACGAAUCGAAAAGUGCGACUACAGCCUCAGUGUCGUCCGCCUAUACUCCGAGUUCACUGUAGACCUCAUCGACAAGUUUGGGCUGAUUAUUCUUGGUUUUGACCCACGUCUGGAGCCUGAGAUAGCCACGCCAGGCUUACCACGAUGGGCGCUUGACAUGAAGUCAUGGCCCAACCAUACAAUUUUUCACUGGUACAACUAUUGGGGCUAUCAUUACUACCAUGCGAACGACGGGUUAACGGUAGUUCCUGUUGAACACAACUCUGAAGAUAAUACUCUAGGUCUCAGCGGGAGCUUUGUUGAUAGAGUCAAGUUGACCGGUGAUGGGUAUUAUUUCACAGAGGAGGAAGGGGGGCAGCCUCCUGUUUCAUUGCUCAGGGGCUGGAUAGAGCUUUACAUCAGGGACCUUGAAUCUUCCAAGCCAAACACGUCAUCAGUUUCCAUAGCAACCAUCUUAACAGCUCUCAGAACGUUCAACAAACUUGUCAUUGGAGAGACCAUCCGGAAUGGCGAGUGGCAGGUUGAGCGGGAGGCCAUCGAUGAAGAUUUGGACAAAGUAACAAGGUUCAUCGAAACUGGGUCAGAAGAGUUCCGGAAUGACAGCAUCUCUGGCAUGGCAAGGAACCAGAGGUUCUUCGUAACAGAAAGGGGUAUGAUGGGCAUCGGGCAUCUAGAUACGAAGCCUGGUGAUGAAGUCUGGGUAUUCAGUCUCGGUGAAGUGCCAUUUGUCGUGAGACCAAAAACGCCGGGUGAGGCUCUGACUGAGCACUUUGAUUUCGUUGGGCAAUGCUAUGUACAAGGAAUCAUGCAGGGAGAAAUGUUUGAAGGAGAUGAGCCAAAACCUCCACAGCGGAUGAUUCAUAUACAUUAA
This is a messenger RNA of Clonostachys rhizophaga, 1752 nucleotides long. The record is from the annotation of a GenBank genome assembly. NCBI's taxonomy places the organism in Eukaryota, Fungi, Ascomycota, Sordariomycetes, Hypocreales, Bionectriaceae.